This is a messenger RNA of Seminavis robusta, 1065 nucleotides long. Lineage: Eukaryota; Bacillariophyta; Bacillariophyceae; Naviculales; Naviculaceae. The record is from the annotation of a GenBank genome assembly.
AUGGAAUACCCCAACGUUAGGCGCCGUCAACGACCUCCGUCCGAGUAUCCCACUUCCGAGAGCCCCCAUUUUCAUCAAGGGAAGAAGAAAGACUCGUCAGAGUCAAAAAAAGGUCGUCGGAAACGAGAUCAAUCCACCAUCAAGCAACAAAUUCUGGUUUUGCUGGGUUCGCUGAGCGGACUUGGUGUGUGGUAUUUGACCCCAGUUGCUUCUUGGAUUACGACUGUGUUGGUACAACAGAUUCCUGUGGAUGCCGAUGUGAUUUUGGGUAGAGCAGCCCUUGCUGAAUUUGAAUCCGAGUACAAGGCCAUUUAUCACCCUCACUGGUCUCCCCUGGUAGAGCAGGUUGGGCGGGAACUGAUUUCAACACUAGAGCGCACAUCUUCGGAUGUACUGGAACAGGCAGGGGGCGAGCAUCAUGCAGUGGAGAAAACGCUUGUCAGUUUGUUGGAUGGAUUGUCACCGACGACAACCAGGACUUCCUCCAAAGCAAGAAUUCACGGUUUUAAAUGGGACUUUGCCGUUGUCAAGGCACCCAUUGUCAAUGCGUUUGCCCUACCCGGUGGGUAUAUCCGUGUAACCGACAAACUACUGGAGACAUUGUCGCCCACUCGUGGUGAAUUGGCAAGCUUACUGGGCCACGAAAUUGGCCACGCCCUCUUUCGCCAUUCUCAAAAGAGGAUCGUCCAGCAAAAGAUGUUUCAAUUGGUCAUCUCUGCAUUGACCUAUGAAGAUCACGAUGAAGACGAAGAAACCUUUGGAGAGGCCCUCGGAGAACUACUGCUUCAGAGCGCACAAUUCUUUGGCCGACAAAAAUUUUCCCGGGACGAUGAAUAUCAAGCCGAUGCGACUGGGUGGAUAUUGCUUCAAAACUCUAAAUCCUACAAUCCACAAUCCGUCGAGUCUCUGUUGACGAAACUGUGGACGUUGCAGGGGAAGACACCCACCACCUUGGACUGGAUGAGUACACACCCUGCCACAGAAAAUAGAAUCGAAGCUCUUCAAGAAAAGUGGAAAGGCUUGAAUCGAAGAGAAAAGAAAAGACUUGAAUAUCGCCCGAUAUGA